UAUGAUUGUAGAAAAAUGGCUGCGGUGCAGUGGCGAUCCAGGGGGCGCAACUAUGAGGCAGAGCUGCAGAAAUGCCGUCCUGAGGCUGCUCUGGUUGAGUUUGGAGACUACCAUCCCCUCAAAUCCAUCAUGGUGACAGAUACAAAGACCCGCCGUGGGGCACGUAAAGGCAGCACCUCCUCCUCUUCGUCCUCCUCCUCCUCGGCACCCCCGGACCCCCUCAGCUCCAUGCUGGAUGGGACCGACCCUCUCUCCCUGUUUGCAGCAGCCUCGGCCACUGAGACUCCUGCCAUGUCACACAGCGCCUCCACAGGGGACCUGGGGAGGAAGAAGUGGGAGAAGGAGAAGGAGGAAGAGGUGGUGGGUCCAGACUUUGAGCCCUGGUCCUUAAAACGAGGAGAGAUCCUGGCCAGGUUCACCACCACUGAAAAACUCUCAAUUAAUCUUUUCAUGGGUUCUGAUCGAGGAAAUGCUUCAAGUCCAGGAUCCACCGCUGUGUCAGAGAAAGUUCGAACUCGCCUCGAGGAACUGGAUGAUCUGGAGGAGGGUUCCCAGAGAGAGCUGUUGAACCUCUCCCAGCAGGAGUACGCUAACCGCAUCGAGGAGCUGAACCAGUCCCUGAAGGAGGCCUGGGCCUCGGACCAGAAGGUCAAAGCCCUGAAGAUCGUCAUCCAGUGCUCAAAGCUUCUGUCCGACACCUCGGUGAUCCAGUUCUACCCCAGCAAGUUUGUUCUCAUCACCGAUAUCCUCGACACUUUCGGCCGCCUGGUGUACGAUAGAAUCUGGACCAUGUGUUCAGACCCACGUCCCCUACCAGACUCGUUCACAGUCGACGAUGUGAACGACACGGCCAAGGAGACGUGCCUCAACUGGUUCUUCAAGAUCGCGUCCAUCAGAGAGCUUCUGCCCAGAUUAUACGUUGAAGCUGCUAUUCUCAAGUGCAACCGCUUCCUGAACAAAUGCGGUAUUCAGGAAACCCUCCCUCGGUUGACAGCCAUGAUCAGAGGGAUUGGAGACCCCUUGGUGGCAGCGUACACCAGAGCUUACCUCUGCAGGGUGGGCGUGGAAGUCGCCCCCCACCUGAAAGACAGCCUGAACCGCAACUUCUUCGACCUGCUGGGCACUUUCCGGCAGAUCAGCAGCGAGAGCGUCCAGAACCAGCUGGUCCUGCAGAGGGUGGAGGUCCCCGAGUACCUGACGCUUUAUUCCCCCGCCAUCAGCUGGAUCCUGCAGUGCAUUGCCUACCGAGCUCCAGAGCCUCUGCUAACGGAGAUGAUGGAGAGAUGCAAGAAGCUGGGGAACAAUGCUUUGCUGCUGAAUUCCGUUAUGAGGGCGUUCAGGCCAGAGUUUGUUGCAGCCAGAGCCACCGACUUCAUCGGUAUGAUUAAAGACUGCGACGAGGCCGGCUUCCCAAAGCAUCUGUUGUUUGGCUCUUUGGGCCGCAGUGUGGCCUGUGCCGAUCCGCCAGAAUCGGAGAGACUGACGAUCCUAAAUGAGGCCUGGAAGGUUGUGACAAAAGUCCGCAGCCCUCAGGAUUACGUCAACUGCGCUGAGAUCUGGGUGGAGUUCACCUGCCGACACUUCACAAAACGUGAGGUCAACACGGUUCUGGCUGACAUCAUCAAACACAUGACCCCUGACCGGGCGUUUGAGGACGCUUAUCCUCAGCUGCAGUCAGUGAUCAGGAAGAUCCUAACCUACUUCCAUGACUUCUCCGUCCUCUUCUCCAUGGAGCGUUUCCUGCCGUUCCUAGACAUGUUCCAGAAGGACAGUGUGAGGGUGGAGGUGUGCAGAUCCAUCAUGGAGGUCUUCAUCAGACACCAGGUAGAGCCCACCAGAGACCCGGUCAUCCUGAACGCCAUGUUGCACAUCUGCAAGACCAUGCACGACUCUGUCAACGCUCUCACUCUUGAGGAUGAGAAAAGAUCUUUAGCUCUCCUGAUCAUCGGCUUCAUCCGCAUGGUUUGUUUUGGUCGUGACUUUGAGCAGCAGUUGAGUUUCUGUGUGGAGGCCAGAGCGACCUUCUGUAACCUGGAGUCGGUGAUGGUGCAGCUCAUCCACACGGUGAACCAGCUGGCAAUGGAGACCAACCGGGUGAUGAGAGGGAGUCACUCCCGCAAGACAGCGGCCUUUGUCAGGGCGUGCGCUGCUUACAGUUUCAUCACCAUCCCGUCUCUCAGCAGCAUCUUCAGUCGUCUCAGCCUCUAUCUGCUGUCUGGUCAGAUCGCGUUGGCAAACCAGUGUCUCUCCCAGGCGGAUGCUUUCCUAAAGGCGGCGGUCAGUCUUCUCCCGGAGGUCCCUCGCUCCAUCAGCGUGGAGGGGAAACUUCGAGCGUCUGAGAGCUUCCUGCUGGACUUCAUCAACAACUUCCUGGCUACGCUGCUGGUUGUCCCGGACCAUCCAGAGCAUGGCGUGCUCUACCUUGUGCGCGGUCUACUCAACAUGAUCCAGGAUUACACCUGGGAGGAGAACAGCGAUGCCAAGGUGCGGGUCUAUGUCAGCGCUCUGCCCCUGCUGGCCGCUAUGAGCCAGGAAACCUACCUCUACUCCAUCCCUAAAGUGGACUCCAAUGAGACUCUUUAUGGAGGAGACCCCAAGUUCCUAUUGGAGAUCAACAAGCUGAGCGAGACUCUGAUUGGACAGGUGCUUGACCAUCUGAAGGCGCUCGGCCGGGACGAGCAGAGCACACGGCGCCAGGGCGCUCUGGCCUUCUCCCUGUUCGGCGUGCUGCUGGCUCACGGCGACCUGAGGACCAACAAGCUGAGCCAGCUGGCCGUCAACCUGUGGAACCUCAGCCACAAACACGGAUACUGUGAGACCCGCGUCUCGGUUCGGACCCUGGAGUUCAUCAAACAGCAGGCCCGGCAGGCGGACAUGAGCCACCUGUUGGACACAGUCCAGCGGCUGGUGCUGCAGUCCCGCACCUGAUCCUCAACGACCGUAGGAAAAGGUUUCUGCCCCAAGGUUCGUGUCAAUAAAAGAUAACAAGAAGGACAACGAAGAAGAAAAGAAAUGACUGAAUGUGUUUGGUGUGAGGAUACCUUCUGAACAUUUCAAGGGGUGGGAAUAUUUAAUUUUUGAUUUCAACACUAAAUAUUUACAAUCAGUUUGAACCAAUAAAAAAACAAAGAGAGAGCUCUUCUUGU
Etheostoma cragini (Arkansas darter) is the source of this 3146-nucleotide messenger RNA. It is a transcript of the gene vps35l, whose product is annotated as VPS35 endosomal protein sorting factor like. Gene Ontology annotation, cellular component: endosome. The transcript is spliced from 30 exons. Lineage: Eukaryota; Metazoa; Chordata; Actinopteri; Perciformes; Percidae. The record is from RefSeq and is a predicted model, not a curated record. Gene Ontology annotation, biological process: endocytic recycling. The coding region runs from base 16 to 2928 and encodes 970 amino acids.